GCCGCUGCCGCAUGGAGUCCUGCUUCGACUUCGCCCAGUGCCGGAAAAACGGCUUCAAGGUCUACGUGUACCCGCAGCAGAAGGGGGAGAAGAUCGCCGAGAGCUACCAAAACGUCCUGGCCGCUAUCGAAGGCUCCCGGUUCUAUACCUCGGACCCUGGGCAGGCCUGCCUCUUCGUCCUCAGCCUGGACACGCUGGACCGAGACCAGCUCUCGCCCCAGUAUGUGCACAAUCUCCGCUCCAAGGUGCAGAGCCUCCACCUGUGGAACAACGGCAGAAACCACCUAAUUUUUAAUUUAUACUCCGGCACCUGGCCCGACUACACUGAGGAUGUGGGGUUCGACAUUGGCCAGGCUAUGCUGGCCAAAGCCAGCAUCAGUACUGAAAACUUCAGACCCAACUUUGACGUUUCUAUCCCGCUCUUUUCUAAGGAUCAUCCUAGGACAGGAGGGGAGAAGGGAUUUUUGAGGUUUAACACCAUCCCUCCUCUCAGGAAGUACAUGUUGGUAUUCAAGGGGAAAAGGUACCUGACGGGGAUAGGGUCAGACACCAGGAAUGCCUUAUAUCACGUCCAUAACGGAGAGGAUGUUGUCCUCCUGACCACCUGCAAGCAUGGCAAAGACUGGCAAAAGCACAAGGAUUCGCGCUGCGAUCGAGACAACACCGAAUACGAAAAGUAUGAUUACCGUGAAAUGCUGCACAAUGCCACUUUCUGUCUGGUUCCCCGUGGCCGCAGGCUUGGCUCUUUCAGGUUUUUGGAAGCCUUGCAGGCUGCCUGCGUCCCGGUCAUGCUCAGCAACGGAUGGGAGCUGCCCUUCUCGGAGGUGAUUGACUGGAACCAAGCUGCCAUCAUCGGCGAUGAGAGAUUGUUACUACAGAUUCCUUCUACAAUCAGGUCUAUCCAUCAGGAUAAAAUCCUAGCACUUAGACAGCAGACACAGUUCUUGUGGGAGGCUUAUUUUUCUUCAGUUGAGAAGAUUGUAUUGACUACACUAGAGAUUAUUCAGGACAGAAUAUUUAAGCACAUAUCACGUAACAGCUUAAUAUGGAACAAACAUCCUGGAGGGUUAUUUGUACUGCCACAGUAUUCCUCAUAUCUGGGAGAUUUUCCUUACUACUAUGCUAAUCUGGGUCUGAAGCCUCUUUCCACAUUCACUGCCGUUAUCCACGCAGUAACUCCCCUGGUUUCCCAAUCUCAGCCUGUGCUGAAACUCCUGGUUGCUGUAGCCAAGUCCCAGUACUGUGCACAGAUUAUUGUUUUAUGGAAUUGUGAUAAACCCCUCCCAGCCAAACACCGCUGGCCUGCCACUUCUGUGCCUGUCAUAGUCAUUGAAGGAGAAAGCAAGGUUAUGAGCAGUCGCUUCCUACCCUAUGACAACAUAGUGACAGAUGCAGUGCUGAGCCUGGAUGAGGACACCGUGCUUUCAACCACUGAGGUGGAUUUUGCCUUUACAGUUUGGCAGAGCUUUCCAGAGAGGAUUGUAGGGUAUCCUGCACGCAGUCACUUCUGGGACAACACUAAGGAAAGGUGGGGGUAUACCUCCAAGUGGACUAAUGACUAUUCCAUGGUAUUGACAGGAGCUGCUAUUUACCACAAAUAUUAUCACUACCUGUACACUCAUUACCUGCCUGCCAGCCUAAAGAAUAUGGUGGACCAACUGGCCAAUUGUGAGGACAUUCUAAUGAAUUUUUUGGUGUCAGCCGUGACGAAAUUGCCUCCAAUCAAAGUUACACAGAAAAAACAGUACAAGGAGACAAUGAUGGGGCAGACGUCCCGGGCCUCGCGCUGGGCCGACCCUGACCACUUUGCCCAGCGGCAGAGCUGCAUGAACACUUUUGCCAGCUGGUUUGGCUAUAUGCCGCUGAUCCACUCGCAGAUGAGGCUGGACCCUGUCCUCUUUAAAGACCAGGUCUCCAUCCUGAGGAAGAAGUACCGAGACAUCGAGCGCCUGUGAGGAGCGGCUGAGGGCCGAGCCGCCCUGGCCCGUGGGAGCCGGACUGUGGCAGCAGCGAGCGCCGACCCAGCGCCGGCAGGCCGCUGCCCCGAGACUAGGUCGUGUACAGUUUCAUUAUGGAACAUUAAAUAAUUAUUUUUGAAAUGAUUGCUAUGCAGGUUUAAACUUUUUUAAUGAUCAAAAAAAAAAAAAAAACCUAUUAAAAACAGAGUUCUUUCUUUAAUCAAAAUUGUGUUGGUUGUGAAUAUUUCAGAGCUGCCAUUUCUUUCUUUUAUGCAUUUGAUUGUCAAUGCAAUUUUCGUUCCUUUUUCCCUGCACAGUUAAACGCUGGAAUCUCAUUGGGAGAAAAUGCAGCAGGUCAAGAAACAAAGUGAGCACAAACAGGACAGAACUGAAGUAUUAAUAUUUCUCAUUUACUACCAAAUUUUUUUUUCCUGUUUUCCCCAAGCCAGUAGCAGCCCCUAUGGCUAAACUCCUUUGGACAGCUGGAAAACUGGAGAACCACCAAGAAGCCAAAUGAGAGGGUAGAUCCUUCUGGCUGGGGACCUCUGUUUUAAAGGAAUCAGCCUUGCCUUGAAGGGAGAGAGGAGCGUUGCUGUGGAGGAGUGUGACAUGGAGCACAGGGACACAGGCACUGCAGGGCUGUGUGCUGUGCUCAGAGAGGCACAUCCCAAGUUCCCUGCCAUGGAUGGCAGAGCACCCCGGGGCACUGGGCACGGCUGCCAUGGUGGUCCUGUGGGACACCCAGAGCCUGUGCAAGCCCUGCUGCGGGCAGUGGUGCCCCUUGGCAGCUGAGCAUCCAAAGCAGCUUCCUUCUGAGGGCAGAAGGAGUGUUGACGGGAAGCAAGAAAACAUGUUGGUGCUUGCAGUGCAGGAAUUUGGCCUGUAACUGACUUAUUUGAAAUCAAAGGCUUCCUUUUGUCUUUUUUUUUUUUUCUUUUUCUUUUUUUUUCUGGAAGUGCAAAUACAUAGAACAAUUCCCUCAUGGAGGUCUGACACCUGAAGUAAAGCAUAUGGUCAGACACUGAGUUCUGGCAGCAGUGGUGUGUUCCCAGGCAUGCUUGGGGCAGGGUAACUCACACAAAAAACCUGCUUCUGAAAGAAGAGUGCUGCUCAUGCUCCAAAAUGGCUUUAGCAUUUCAAAUAUAAGUAUUUUUCAAUUGAAAUACUCCAGUUGUUUAUUUCUUUGUAAUCCUUUGCUUAUUUAUGUGUUUCUUUACAUUGAAGAAUGAAAACAGAAGCAGUGAUUCGGGUCAGGAGGAUACCAUUCCAGUUUGCUAAGAAAAUAAGCACUUUAAAAAUGUUUCAAACUCUCACAUUUUGGGGUGCUCUGUAAUUAUCCCCACCCCAAGAGGAGCUCUGUUAAAUCACAGCAAGAGGGUUUAGUGCUGAUGCCCUAAAGAACAGCAAGCCUUUCUAUACCUCACUUCUUUGUAAGCAGGCAAUCUGGCAGCAGGGAUGAAGAGGAGUGACUCUUCAGUCACUACCAGUCCCAUCUAGUAGGGAUGAAGAGUAAUUGGACCAGAAUGACCACCUGUUUCAUUCAGGCUCAGGCACCAAUUUAAUAUGCAGCUUUAAGCAACUUGCAUAAUCAGGGCAUGCCUCAGUCUCCUGUUUGUAAAACUAAUAGAUACAGGUUGCAGAGAGAAUGUUGUGAAGCUUAGAUGAUUUCUUUUGCUGGUAAGAUCAUUACUUCUAAACAGAAAGUUGCUGUAAAAGUGAAAAGUACGUGUUACUAAAUGUUGAAUGCAACCUGACAUGUAAGGUCUUGCAGAGAGUGCUUUGCUUUGCAUAUGUAUUGCAAUAUUUGAACAGAGCACAUUGAGUUAGGACAGGACCAUCAGGUUCCUGGCAUUUUGUUUUAGAAUCAUAGAACGGUUUGGGUUGGAAGGGAUCUUGAAAAUCAUCUAGUUCCAGCCCCCCUGCC
Messenger RNA from Ficedula albicollis (Collared flycatcher), 3882 nucleotides. RefSeq names its product exostosin glycosyltransferase 1 (gene EXT1). Gene Ontology annotation, cellular component: membrane. Gene Ontology annotation, molecular function: glycosyltransferase activity. The transcript has 11 exons. NCBI's taxonomy places the organism in Eukaryota, Metazoa, Chordata, Aves, Passeriformes, Muscicapidae. The coding region runs from base 12 to 1955 and encodes 647 amino acids. The record is from RefSeq and is a predicted model, not a curated record.